Molecule: messenger RNA, 908 nt
Organism: Gymnodraco acuticeps
Lineage: Eukaryota; Metazoa; Chordata; Actinopteri; Perciformes; Bathydraconidae
Gene: ccdc90b
Product: coiled-coil domain containing 90B
Exons: 9
Coding region: 162-866 (234 amino acids)
Cellular component (GO): mitochondrion
Source: RefSeq, a predicted model, not a curated record
ACUCCCUGUUGUUUUCCGGUCUGAGAUUCUUAUUUAACGUCAGGAACAUUUGGACCUCAGGAGUUUCAGUACAUAUAAUAUAAAUAUAAUAAUAUACACAUAUACAUAUAUAUAUAUAUAUAUAUAUAUAUAUUUAAACUGCAUUUAAACAGUUAAACAGGAUGAACGCGAUGCAGCUGCUGAACAGGGUCCGAAUGCGCGGCCUCCAUGUGUGUGUCCCCUCAAUGACCUUUGACCUCAGGAAGGUGGAACUACUUCCUCUCGAUCACAGGAAGUUGACCUUCGACUCUCAGAGCGUCUGCAGAGAGCUGCAGGAGAACGGCUUUGAGAAGCGGCAGGCGGAGCUCGUCGUCUCGGCUCUCGUCUCUCUGACGGCCGCAAACAUGGACAUCGUUUACAGAGACAUGGUGACCAAAUCCCACCAGGAGAUCGCCCUGCAGCAGAUGUUUUCUCACCUCGACUCCAUCAGGAAGGACAUGGUGAUUUUGGAGAAAAGCGACUUCGCCAACCUGCGAUCAGAAAACUCCAAAAUGAAGCGCGAGUUGGAGCAGAUCCAACACCGACUGAAGGAGGAGAGUCGGAAAGUCCGAGCGGAGACGAAACUGGACAUCAACCUGGAGAGCAGCCGCAUGGCCGACGUGUUCAGCGAUCAGGAGAAGAAGCUUCUGGAGGCGAGCAGCGACUUCCACCACAAGAAAGCGGAUCUGGAGCACGACAACAUGGAGAUCAACAGAAAGAUCGACCUGCAGGUGGCGUCGCUGAAGACUCUGCUGGAGUCUCUGAAGCUGGAGACCGUCCGCUACCUCGCAGCGACCGUGUUCUCCUGCCUGGCCAUCGCUCUGGGAGUCUACCGGCUGUGGAGGUGAAGAAGAAGAAGAAGCUAAAUUAUUCAAUAAAAAACUAAAUAU